AUGGCCUGGAAUGACCCCGAAGUCUCCUAUCUCGCCGGAAAUGCGUCCCAACUUGUAUCGAGAGCACAAGCACAAGAAUCAAAGGUGGAAAUGUCUUGCAAGAGCUUCAAGAACGAUACGGAGAAAAUACUUCUUCCUGACAACACCUCUUGCGCUGACAACACCUCCUCGGCUGACAACACCUCUUCCGCUGACAACACCUCCUCGGCUGACAACACCUCUUACGCUGGAAACACCUCCACGGCUGACAACACCUCUUACGCUGACAACACCUCCUCGGCUGACACCACCUCUUCCCCUGACAACAUCUCCUCGGCUGACAACACCUCUUACGCUGGAAACACCUCCUCGGCUGACAACACCUCUUCCGCUGACAACACCUCCUCGGCUGACAACACCUCUUCCCCUGACAACACCUCCUCGGCUGACAACACCUCCUCGGCUGACCCCAUUAACACCACCUAUUAG
Messenger RNA from Penaeus chinensis, 468 nucleotides. Its product is annotated as pheromone-regulated protein PRM7-like. The record is from RefSeq and is a predicted model, not a curated record. The coding region runs from base 1 to 468 and encodes 155 amino acids. The transcript is spliced from 2 exons. NCBI's taxonomy places the organism in Eukaryota, Metazoa, Arthropoda, Malacostraca, Decapoda, Penaeidae.